This is a messenger RNA of Adineta steineri, 1317 nucleotides long. The record is from the annotation of a GenBank genome assembly. NCBI's taxonomy places the organism in Eukaryota, Metazoa, Rotifera, Eurotatoria, Adinetida, Adinetidae.
AUGGUACAUCACGAAGAAACAUAUGAAUUUUACUAUGAAGGCACAUACUUGGGUUCAAUCAGAAAUCUAGCGGCUGACACUGCAUUCACACAUGGAAUAGAAUCUUUUGAAAGAGGAAAUUUUCAAGAAGCAGAAAAAUGGUUUAAUGCAGCUCAUUUGACAUGUGAGAGCGGUUCUAGUGAAGAGACUAAGUUUAAGAAUAAUAAAGAGGUCGCAAAACUUGCCUAUGAAGGACAGUUCUCUUAUACCAAUCAUGAUUAUGGACACGCGCAAAGAAAGUUUGAAGAGGCACUUAGAAAAACAGACGUCGCUGAAAUUAGGGACGUUUUAUCUAGCCAUAGUAGAGCCGCAUCACAACGCGAAGUAGAAGCAAGAGCUGCUGCCGCAGGAGUUGAAGCCCAACGGGCAGCUGCUGCUGAACUAGAAGCGACUGCGAGAGAAGAGAUGGAGUUAGAAAUCGCAUUACGAGCAUCAGAGCAAGAGGCUUCUACAUUUGAAUUGGAAACCGCAAUAGCCACAUCCGAGUUGAAAGCUGCACUAUUCGCAUCUAACCAAGAAGCUGCUGAAAGAGAAGCAGGUGAAAUAGAGGCUGUAAUAUAUACAUCUGAGUUGGAAAUCGCACUAUUCGCAUCUAGCCAAGAAGCUGCUGAAAGAGAAGCGGGUGAGAUACAGGCUGCAAUAGCUCUAUCAGAACGACAAGCUACUGAAGAAAUUAUAUCUCAGAGACAGGCUGUCGAAAGAGAUGCAUUUGCACGAGAAGCCUAUGGAAGAGCUGCGAUUGAACGAGAAGCCGUUAGAAGAGCUGCGCUUGCACGAGAAGCCGCUGCAAAAGAUGCGCAGGCACGAGUAGCUGCUGGAAGAGCUGCGCUGGCACGAGACGCCGCUAGAAGAGCUGCACUUGCCCAGGAACUAGAAAAUGCAGCGCAAAAGUUAAAUACCGAAGGACUAAAGUUAUAUAAUGCGGGACUUUUAAAAGAAAAGGCGGGUAAAAGAGAGUUGGCUCUUGAUAAAUAUGAGAAAGCAGCUGAAAAAAUUGAUGAAGCUGCUGAGAAAAAAGCUUUAUAUGUUAUUUAUAAAUCGUUUAUAAUCUUGAUAGAUGCAUUUAUGAGAACUAAGGCAUAUCAUGAAGCUGGAAAAACCAUGAAUAUGGCUCGAAAGUAUUUUCAAGAUGACAGGGCUAAAUUUACUUUUAAAGAGAUCGAAGGACAAAUAAAAAAAGAGGCAUGGUCUUCUGAUUAUCUAGACGAGUAUCUUCAUAAACUGGAACUUUCAGAAACACAAAUAGUAGAAAAUAGAGAUUGGUCUAGUUCCAAAUAA